Arabidopsis arenosa is the source of this 1723-nucleotide messenger RNA. The record is from the annotation of a GenBank genome assembly. Lineage: Eukaryota; Viridiplantae; Streptophyta; Magnoliopsida; Brassicales; Brassicaceae.
GAUAAAAGGAAAAAGUAAAUUAAAAAAGUCACCAUCUCUGUCGAAUGGGUCUCCUUCCCGUCGUCGGAAUUACUUCGCCGGCGCUCAUCACCUGCAAAAGUCACGCCAAUCCAAAGAUACAGAGACUUAACCAAUCUACCUCCGAAACCACUGUUUCAUGGACUUCUCGUAUCACCCUCCUCACACGCAAUGGUCGAUUAGCAGAGGCAGCGAAGGAAUUCUCCGGUAUGAGGCUCUCCGGCGUAGAGCCUAACCACAUAACUUUCAUUGCUCUACUCUCCGGGUGUGGUGAUUUUCCUUCCGGAAGUGAAGCCUUGGGCGAUUUGCUUCAUGGGUAUGCUUCUAAACUUGGUCUUGAUAGAAACCAUGUCAUGGUUGGCACCGCAAUUAUCGGCAUGUACUCCAAACGCGGUCGUGUUAAGAAGGCUAGAUGUGUUUUUGAUUACAUGGAAGAUAAAAAUUCGGUUACUUGGAAUACAAUGAUCGAUGGGUACAUGAGAAGUGGUCAACUCGAUAACGCUGCUAAGAUGUUCGACAAAAUGCCUGAACGAGACUUGAUUUCUUGGACAGCUAUGAUAAAUGGGUUUGUUAAGAAAGGUUUUCACGAGGAAGCUUUGGCAUGGUUCCGUGAGAUGCAGAUUUCUGGAGUGAAACCAGAUUACGUUGCUAUUAUUGCUGCUCUUAACGCUUGCACAAACCUUGGUGCUCUCUCGUUUGGAUUAUGGGUACAUCGUUAUGUUAUGAGUCAGGAUUUCAAGAACAAUGUCAGGGUGAGUAAUUCACUGAUUGAUUUGUAUUGUCGAUGCGGGUGUGUGGAGUUUGCUCGACAAGUUUUUGACAAAAUGGAGAAACGAACUGUAGUUUCGUGGAAUUCUGUCAUUGUUGGUUUUGCCGCUAAUGGAAAUGCACAUGAAUCUUUAGUCUACUUCAGGAAAAUGCAAGAAGAAAGGUUUAAACCUGACGCAGUCACUUUCACCGGGGCGCUAACCGCAUGUAGCCAUGUAGGUCUAGUUGAAGAAGGUCUUCGAUAUUUCCAAAUUAUGAAAAGUGAUUACAGAAUCUCGCCUCGAAUUGAGCAUUAUGGAUGCUUAGUGGAUUUGUAUAGUCGGGCUGGGCGAUUGGAAGACGCUUUGAAGUUGGUACAGAGCAUGCCAAUGAAGCCAAAUGAAGUUGUGAUUGGAUCGUUGCUUGCAGCUUGCAGAAAUCAUGGGAACAAUACUGUCUUAGCAGAGAAGCUGAUGAAGCAUCUUACUGACCUGAAUGUCAAAAGCCAUUCAAAUUAUGUGAUUCUCUCGAAUAUGUAUGCGGCUGAUGGAAAAUGGGAAGGAGCAAGUAAGAUGAGAAGGAAGAUGAAGGGUCUCGGUCUAAAAAAGCAGCCUGGGUUUAGUUCGAUAGAGAUUGAUGAUUGCACGCAUGUGUUCAUGGCUGGUGACAGUGCCCAUGUUGAGACCACUAAUAUCUGCGAAGUCCUCAAGCUUAUUUCUUCUAAUUUGCGAUUACAGGGCUGUGUAGUUGAAACCCUUCCUGGUGAUCUCCUCAAUGCUUGAAAUCCAGGAACUUACACAUCCCAAUUUUUGCUCAAGUCCUGAGCUUGAUAUUAUACAUGUGAAAACUGAUUCAAAGUAAGUGACGGUGCAUCCAUUAGCUCAAAAUGGCUGACCACAAAGAAGCCUUAUCGUGGUCUUCGAGAUGAUGAAUUCUAGAAUAAACCUCACUACAUAAC